AUGGAUGAUGCUUCAGACGACAACGACAACGACAACGGGGUCGCUGGCCGUAGUGGUUCUCCCACCCGAGUGACGCGAUCCGGUUCAUAUGACUGCGCAGGCCAAGUUCAAGCGCAACGCCAACAUUCCAGCUUCUACGCUGUAGUCGUCCCCAAGACCAGAGACCAGAGCCUCGUCCAGCAUGCACGGGAAGCUCUGCUGCUGAUGGGCUGUGACUGGAAAUCUCAGUUUGCGCAAUACUGCAGCACCAAUCUGUUUCAGAGGUUAUUUCCGCACCGGGGAUCAGUCGGGGAUCAACACGGCACUCUGGUCAUUCUGGCUCGGACAAUCCUUCACAAGACCACAGAGAUGAAGAGCACUAUGAAAAUGACAAACAAGGGAACAUCAAUCAUCUCCACAUGA
Fonsecaea monophora is the source of this 402-nucleotide messenger RNA. RefSeq lists its product as hypothetical. The transcript is spliced from 2 exons. The record is from RefSeq and is a predicted model, not a curated record. The coding region runs from base 1 to 402 and encodes 133 amino acids. NCBI's taxonomy places the organism in Eukaryota, Fungi, Ascomycota, Eurotiomycetes, Chaetothyriales, Herpotrichiellaceae.